Molecule: messenger RNA, 2848 nt
Organism: Pecten maximus
Lineage: Eukaryota; Metazoa; Mollusca; Bivalvia; Pectinida; Pectinidae
Product: ABC transporter F family member 4-like
Exons: 16
Coding region: 199-2448 (749 amino acids)
Cellular component (GO): nucleus
Source: RefSeq, a predicted model, not a curated record
AUAGUGAUUAUGAAAACAAGAAAAAACCUUCAAAAUCUGUUUCAACAUCUGCUUCUAAACGAAGAAAACUAAACUCAACAGAAGAAAAAACUCCGCCGAAAGUAAAGAACUCAAAAUGUGUAAAAAAUACUUCAGUUGCUGAAAAGAAAAUGUCAAAAAAUAUGAAGAAAUCUGAAGAUAAAGUUACGUGUAUGUCGAAUGGAAAAGGAAAAGAGACUACACCUACGACAAGAAAUGCUGGUGAUAAAAGGAAGGUCUCCUGCCAAAAGAGGAAAGAAAAAACAGGUUUCUCCGGACAGUUCUGGAUCCGAGGAAGAAAUGCCUCUUGCAGUGAUUAGAAAGAAUUCCAAAGCUGAGUCAGACAGUUCUGAUUCAGACGAAGGGCUUUCUUUGGCAAACCUGAGGAAAAAAUCAGCGGAGCAGACUGGAUCUGACAACGAUUGUCAGCAAAGUGGAUCGGACAAUGAAAGUCACCAGCGUGGAUCUGACAAGGAAAGUCACCACAGUGGAUCUGACAACGAAAGUCACCACAGUGGAUCUGACAACGAAAGUCACCACACUGGAUCUGAUAAUGAAAGUCACCACAGUGGAUCUGACAACGAAAGUCACCACACUGGAUCUGACAAUGAAAGUCACCACAGUGGAUCUGAGGCUGAAAGCCACUGCAAUAGUUCUGAUGAAAAGUCUGAAUCCGAUGUAAAGGAAGAAUCACCUGUCAAAAGGAGGAAAUCCAAACAGACAGGAAAGUCAUUAGAGGUAGAUGAGACAUCUGAGGAGGACAAAUCUAGCAGUGAAUCAGAAGAGGAAGCAUCUCCUGUCAAAAGACGGAAACGUCAAAUCAAGAAACACAAAGGUGUGGACAGCGAAUCAGACUCUGGCAGUGAGGAAGAAACAAAACAGAAACAAUCUAAAAAUCAGAAGAAAACUCCAGUAAAGAGACUGGGGAAGAAUCAGAAACACAAAGAUUUGGACAGUGAUGGUGUAUCUGACUCUGAGAGUGAGGAAGAGGAAGUAAAACAGAAAAAACCUAAAAAUGAGAAGAAAACUCCAGUAAAGAGAGCGGGGAAGAACGUCUCAUCUAAAAAACACAAAGAUGUGGACAGUGAUUGUGAAUCUGACUCUGAGAGUGAGGAAGAGGAAGUAAAACAGAAAAAACCUAAAAAUGAGAAGAAAACUCCCGUAAAGAGAGCGGGGAAGAAUGUCUCAUCUAAAAAACAAAAAGAUGUGGACAGUGAUUGUGAAUCUGACUCUGUGAGUGAGGAAGAGGAAGUAAAACAGAAAAAACCUAAAAAUGAGAAGAAAACUCCCGUAAAGAGAGUGGGGAAGAAUGUCUCAUCUAAAAUUUGUGAUACAAUCUUUUAUAUCCAGAAACACAAAGAUGUGGACAGUGAUUGUGAAUCUGACUCUGAGAGUGAGGAAGAGGAAGUAAAACAGAAAAAACCUAAAAAUGAGGGGAAAACUCCAGUAAAGAGAGCGGGGAAGAAUGUCUCAUCUAAAAUUUGUGAUACAAUCUUUUAUAUCCAGAAACACAAAGAUGUGGACAGUGAUUGUGAAUCUGACUCUGAGAGUGAGGAAGAGGAAGUAAAACAGAAAAAACCUAAAAAUGAGAAGAAAACUCCCGUAAAGAGAGCGGGGAAGAAUGUCUCAUCUAAAAAACACAAAGAUGUGGACAGUGAUUGUGUAUCCGACUCUGAGAGUGAGGAAGAGGAAGUAAAACAGAAAAAACCUAAAAAUGAGAAGAAAACUCCCGUAAAGAGAGCAGGGAAGAAUGUCUCGUCUAAAAAACACAAAGAUGUGGACAGUGAUUGUGAAUCUGACUCUGAGAGUGAGGAAGAGGAAGUAAAACAGAAAAAACCUAAAAAUGAGGGGAAAACUCCAGUAAAGAGAGCGGGGAAGAAUGUCCCGUCUAAUGAUUCCAGCAGCGACUCGGAUUCUUCUGAUAAUGAACCUCUUAAACCAUCCAAGAUUGGCAAAGGUGGACGUAAAUCGGGAAGUUCUGAGAAACCCAAGGUAGGCAUCGAAGGUGGACAUAAAUCGGGAAGUUCUGAGAAACCCAAGAGCAAAUCGAGGUCAGGUGUCAGAAAGCGGGAGUCACACAUCACAAAGUUACGAAAGAUUUGUCGUGAGGCAUGCAUCUCCAUCCGCAGUAACCGAGAACUGGAGGGCUGUAAGACUGACGCUCAUAUUGUACGGCGGAUUAAACAGAUCCUAGAGAAACAUGGAAUGAAAGGAAAACCAAACAUGAAAAAGGCCAAGAAACUCCGUCUGAGGAAAGAGGCAGCAGAGCUGGACACCGAAAACAUCAUCACUCUGGGACAAGGUCGGCCUAAAAGGAGAAUAAACAGCCUUUUUUCACGAAACUCUCCCUCACCAAUAAAACAAUUCACUCCUCCAAGAGUAAAGUUUGGUCGCCUGAAAGACAUUAUUGAGAGUGAGGAGUCAGAUUAAUGUAUUUUUUAAUGUAGCUAUUUAUUAUAAACUUUUAUUUACACUUAGUCUAGCUCAGAUCUUUAAGGACUUAACCUGGAGAUAAAAGAUUAAUACUUGGUUGAGAUCCGGAGAUAAAAGAUGAUCUAACAGGGGUGUUCUCUGAACGCCAACAUUCUUUUUAACAAUUAGAAGGUGCUGUUUCAGGAAACAGUGAGAAGGCAAUUAUAUACUGUUUGAUGUAAGAUGUCCUUUUUUACCUGUACAGUCACCUGAGAUUUACCUGUGUUUCACACAGCAUACAUUAGAAUUGUAUUUUUCAUUUUUUUUUUUGCAUUUUUCAAUUACAUGCAUGCAUUCAACAAAAUGAGUAAUAUAGCAGUACAGAAUAUAGUAAAAAAAAAAAAUGAAGCAACAAAUA